AUGGGUACCAACAAUUUUACAAUCAAAGAGCUAUCUGAUUUUCAUAGACAGAACCUACAGAAAUUUACUGAUCUAGAAGAUAAAGUAACGAAGCUGAGUCAAAAAUUAGAUGAACAAUCAACAGAUUCAAAAGCUUUUCAUGAGAAGAUGAGUAAUAGUUUUGAUCUGCUAGACAGUCAAAUGGCUGAGCUACUUCAGAAUUCUAGACGCAACAAUGGCGAUCUAGGAAUUUUUGGUACACCUGGAUUUACACCUCCAAGAGAGAAUCCGCGUGGAUGGGUACAAAAGAGUGAGAGGUAUUUUCAGAUCCAUAAUAUUGAGGAACAUCAGAAGGUCAGUGUAGCUUCUAUUUAUCUUGAGGGUAAGGCUGAUAAAUGGUUUCUUAACUUUCAAAUUGCCAAACCUUUUUUAUCAUGGAAAAAGCUAUCUGAGGGUGUUUAUGCUAGAUUUGAAAAUCCUGUAGAUGAUAACUUUAUUGGGAGUUUUAAUAAAUUGUGUCAAGUCACCACUGUAGAGGAGUACUUUGAGCAAUUUGAAGCUCUUAUGCUGAAAAGUAAUCCUCACUUGACUGAACAAUACUUUGUGAUGAGUUUUAUCAGUGGGCUGAAAGCUGAAAUCAAAAACUUUAUACUCAUGUUUUGUCCUGCUACCCUCUUACAAGCCUUUUCACUAGCUAGGAUGCAAGAACAUAAAUCAAGAUCUGGUAACACUACCCCAAAGUCCAGUCCCCCAAUAUCACCUAUAAAAAAAUUGACUCGGGAACAGAUGAGGGCAAGAAAAGAGAAGGGUUCGUGUUACAAUUGUGAUGUUGUUUACACUCCAGGACAUAUCUGCAAGAGGCAACAAUUGUUCAUGGUACAAGUAGAACAACCAGAAUCUUCUGAAGAAGUAGAGGAAGAAAUUUAUGAAGAAGAUGUGGAAUCUCCAGUGGAGUCUGAUAUGGAAAUAUCCCUUCAUGCUCUCACAGGCAAUGCAAAUGGAGAUACAAUUAGAAUACCAUGUACCAUUAAGAAGCAGAAAAUAUCAAUUCUCACUGACACUGGAAGUACCCAUAAUUUCAUUGAUUGUGCUUUGGUCAAGUCCUUAAAGUGUCAGAUAGAACAGACAACUCCCAUGUUGGUUACUGUGGAUAAUGGAGACAAAACUGUCAGUACUGGUGUUUGCUCUCAACUUCAUUGGUCCAUGCAAGGUCACAAAUUCUCUGAAGACUUGAGGAUGCUACCUUUAGGAGGGUGUGAUAUGGUACUUGGGGCUGACUGGCUAAGAAAGAAAGGUGAUGUAAUAUUUAAUCUCUCUAAGAUAUGCAUUUCCUUCAUUUACCAGGGAAAGAAGAUUACUCUACAGGGAACUACUGAUAAGGUAACACUCAAGAUGAUGAGUUGCAAGGCUUUUAAGAAUUUCUUGUCCAAAACUUCCCAUGGGCUUAUUGGACAAGUAUCUUCCACAGCACUUUCUGAAAUUCCAACCUCAGUCCCUGAACCCUUUACAAAACUCAUUCAUGAAUUUCAAGACAUAUUUGAUAAUCCAAAACAAUUACCUCCCACCAGAAUCUUAUAUCCCUCCAUUCCACUUAAACCAAAUUCAUAA
Papaver somniferum (opium poppy) is the source of this 1587-nucleotide messenger RNA. RefSeq lists its product as uncharacterized. The coding region runs from base 1 to 1587 and encodes 528 amino acids. The transcript has 3 exons. Lineage: Eukaryota; Viridiplantae; Streptophyta; Magnoliopsida; Ranunculales; Papaveraceae. The record is from RefSeq and is a predicted model, not a curated record.